UUUAUUUCUAUUUCUUUUUUAACAUGAGUUAUAUUACUAUUAUAAUGAACUCAAUACGUUUAAUUAAAUUCCAAUAUUUACAGUUCCGGUGCCUGGGUAUGUUUCGACGAAUUCAAUCGAAUCGAUAUCGAGGUUCUGUCCGUUGUAGCGCAGCAAAUCAUGACCAUUCAAAAGGCUCAACAAAUAGUAGCGAGUGUGAUCAUUACGAUUUUGGUAUGCGUGCAAUAAAAACUGUUAUUGUGGUCGCUGGCAAUUUGAGAAGAGAACAAAAGGAUCUUCAGGAAGACCAAAUCUGCCUUCUUGCCUUGAGAGACGUAAAUGUUCCAAUGUUUUUGAAAGACGACUUAAAAUUGUUUAACAGCAUUGUGUCGGAUCUCUUUCCAGGGUUCAUCGAAAAACCAGUGGAUUAUGGAAUUCUAGAAACGGGCAUUCGUAAAUCUAUCAGACAGAUGGGGUUAGAAGACGUCAACGACUUCGUGAAGAAGAUUAUUCAGUUAUACGACACCAUGUUGGUGCGUAACGGAUUAAUGCUGGUGGGUUCGACCGGUUCUGGAAAAACUAAGUGUUACGAAAUCUUAAAACAUGCAUGCAUGAGCUUAAAAAGUCAAUUACAACCGGACGGCAAGCCAUUCACUGCAGUCAUCACAUAUGUAUUGAAUCCAAAGGCGGUAACAAUGGGCCAAUUGUAUGGCGAAUAUGAUCCUAACACACACGAAUGGACAGACGGCAUAUUGCCAACUUUAAUACGGACAGAUAUAUCAGCAGCGGAUUGUGAUAAACGUUGGUACGUUUGUGAUGGCCCGAUGGAUGCGGUUUGGGUCGAGAACAUGAACACCAUUCUGGACGAUAAUAAAAAGCUUUGCCUCACGUCAGGAGAGAUAAUGAAACUGUUACCGACUCAAACCAUAAUGUUCGAAGUAGUAGAUCUUCGAGUAGCCUCCCCGGCCACAGUUUCUAGAUGCGGUAUGGUGUAUUUGGAACCGGAAAAUUUAGGUCUACAACCUCUGAUCGAUUGUUGGAUACGAUCACUGCCAACGACGAUGAGCGAUUACAUCGAGGAAAUAACGGAGUUGACAACUCAAUUAGUACUUCCUGGUUUGAAGAUUGUACGUGAGAGUUUACGAGAGAUUGUGGGCACCGUAGAUUUCGCUCUCAUUCAAUCCUAUAUAAAUCUAAUGAACUUCAGAAUCAGAUCAAUAGCGGAACGUGAAGGAAAAGCACCACUAAGUUUUAAUUUUCACAGAAUCAUACAGGAUUUGCUAUCGUCGUGGGCAGCUUUUGCCACCGUUUGGGGAUUGGGUGCUACAUGCGAUUACAAAAGUCGCUGUAUAUUUAGCGAUUGGUUGAAAAAAGUGCAAAAAAAUGCUCAACAUAAAACUCCGUUUCCAGAGGAUGGGCUUGUGUUUGAUUAUAGGUUACAUGAUGGUGGAUUUACUGAUCCCAUCGACGGUCAAGAGCCAACACCGCCAAAGUGGUACAAGUGGUUAGAUAAUAUUCCACCCAUCAGGAUAAUGCCGGACACAAAAUAUGCGGAUAUCGAAGUACCAACUAUGGAUAACGUACGAAGCGCGGCAUUAAUCGGGUAUCUUCUCGUUAACGAGACGAAUGUAUUGUGCGUGGGACCAACCGGAAGCGGCAAAACCCUUACAAUAUCGGCAAAACUAUCCCGUAACAUGCCAAAGAAAUAUAUUUGCGAUUUCAUAACGUUCUCGGCACGAACAACGGCGAAUCAGACACAGGAUUUAAUUGAUGUAAAAUUAGAGAAGCGGCGUAAAGGUAUCUACGGCCCGCCAAUCCUGAGAAAGCAGAUCUUCUUCAUCGAUGAUCUAAAUAUGCCCGCACCGGAUCCAUAUGGCGCCCAACCGCCUAUUGAGUUAAUUCGCCAAUUUAUGGAUUUUAACGGAUGGUAUGACAGAAAGGAGAUCGGAUCCUUCAAGCUGAUCCAAGAUGUGAAUUUUGUCACAGCUAUGGGACCUCCCGGAGGUGGAAAGAACCCAAUAACUGUCAGACUUUUACGACAUUUCCAUAUUAUUGCGUUUCCAGAGAUGGAGAAUGACGCUAAAUUACUUAUCUUCAGAACAAUCCUGAACUCAUGGAUCUUAAACACACCAGGACUUGCAAAUAUGUUGGACGAUAUAGUGUACGCUACUUUGAAAAUAUUUGCAAUUACAUGCAACGAAAUGUUACCGAUUCCAAAAAAAUCCCAUUACACGUUCAAUCUUCGCGAUUUGAGUAAAGUGUUUCAAAGCAUUCUCAUGGCAAACGCGAAAAAGAUACUGAUGGAAAAAAUUUUGCUGGAAUAUUUAGAUGAUUAUAAUAAUGCAACAACAUCGCCGAUGCAAUUAGUACUUUUUGAAGACGCAAUAAGUCACAUUUGCAGAAUAUUGCGUAUUCUGCGGCAACCCAGAGGAAACGCUUUACUACUAGGAAUGGCUGGUUCAGGACGUCAGAGCUUGACGAAGUUUUCAUCGCACAUCCAGGAAUACUACUGUUUUCAGAUUGGAAUUAGUAAAACCUAUACGAUUCACGAUUGGCGAAAUGACAUCAAAAAUGCAAUGUUAAAAGCAGGAUUGCGGAAUCAACCUAUCGUCUUUUUGUUUUCCGAUACACAGAUAAAGAAUGACUGUAUGCUGGAGGACUUAAACACCAUCCUGAAUAGCGGUGAUGUUCCGAACAUAUAUCAAGUAGAUGAAGUAGACAAAAUAUAUCAAGCAAUGCGAGCGCCACUACAAGAGGCUGGGCUGCAGAUUAAUAGAAACAAUCUUUUCUCCACUUAUUUGAGAAUAGUCAGAAACAACUUGCACACUGUUAUCACAAUGAGUCCUAUCGGAGAUGUAUUUCGUGCCCGCAUCAGACAAUUCCCGGCCUUAGUAAACUGCUGUGUGAUUGAUUGGUUUGGUUCUUGGCCAGAUGCCGCGCUACAGAGCGUAGCUACGCAUGUUCUGUCUGGUAUUAAAAACGAGUCGAUCACGGACGAAACUUUGCGAUCUAUUGUAAAGAUAUGCCAAUAUAUGCACUCCAGUGUGAUCGAUGCCAGCGAUCGCUUUUUAAAAGAAUUGGGACGUCACAAUUACGUUACUCCCACGUCGUACUUGGAGCUGUUGUCUACCUAUGGUGAUCUCCUGAAAAAGAAAAAAAACGAGUUACAUUCUGCAAUGAUUCGCUUGUCUACGGGGUUAAGCAAACUGGCGCGCACAGAGACAGAAAUUAAGGACAUGCAGGAGAUUUUGAAACGUAUGAAGCCUGAAUUGGAAAUAGCAGCAGAAGCUAUGGCGAACAUGAUAGAAGAAAUUAAUCGAGAUAUGAUUCAGGCGAAAAAGGCUGAAGUCACAGCCAUGGAACAAGAAGCGGCAGUAUCCAAGAUGAAAGAGGAAAAUAAAGCGAUCAGGGAUGAGGCAGAAGCCGAUUUAAGUGAAGUGAAAUCAAUGCUCGAAGCUGCCAAAGCUAGUCUAAAGGCGCUGAAUAAGAACGAUAUUGCGGAGGUAAAAGCGAUGAAAAGACCGCCAGUGGGCGUACUUUUAGUGAUCGAAGCGAUAUGCAUCGUGAACGACGUGGAGCCAUACAAGCUGCCUGGAAAAUUGCCUGGUGAAAAGAGAUUAGAUUACUGGACUCCUGGGAGUCAAAUGCUGGAAGAUCCUAUCCAUUUCUUGUACACAAUGGAGAAUUUCAAAACAGAAGAUAUCACGGAAGAUAUGAUCAAUAAACUAGAAGAUUAUAUAGAAAAUCCCAACUUUCAACCAGCCAAGGUACUUCAAGUUUCGAAAGCUUGCUACUCUUUAUGCUUGUGGGUGCAUGCAAUGUACAACUAUUACUUCGUGAAUAAGAAAGUCGCGCUCCAGAUGGCAGCUUUGACGAAAGCUGAAGAAAUCCUAGCAGAAACAGAAAAAACAUUGGCAGCUGCUAUGGCGAGACUGCGGGAAAUAGAGGAGAGCAUCGAAAAGUUGCAACAACAGUUGACGGAACAGGAAGAAAAAAAGGCUGAACUAGAAAGACAGAAGCAUCUUUGCGAGGAACGAAUAGCGCGAGCCGUAAAACUAAUCGUGGGAUUGUCGGACGAAAAAGAACGAUGGAUUGUUAUGGUGGAUGAUAUAAAAGUGUCUUUAAAAAAUGCUGUUGGUGAUAUCCUUUUAUCGUCAGGUGCAAUAGCGUACUUGACGCCCUUCACGGAUACAUAUCGUCAAGAUCUUUUCACAUCCUGGUAUGAUGCUCUCGGUGAGGAAGUGCCUCAUACUCCGGGUUGCAGGCCAGUAUUGACCCUCGGCAAUCAGGUGGAACUAAGAAACUGGCAGAUCGAUGGUUUGCCCAGGGACUCUCUGUCCAUCGAAAACGCGGUUCUCGUGAUGAAUUCCAAGCGAUGGCCUCUCUUCAUUGAUCCCCAGGCACAGGCGAACAAAUGGAUACGCAAUAUGUGUAAACCAAUCGGUCUUUCUAUCGUAAAAAUGACGGACAAAGAACUUUUAAGCGUCAUUGAAGCUUGCGUGCGAUUCGGAAAGUCUUGCUUAAUCGAAAACGUUGGUACUGAAUUGGAAGCUGCCCUAGAUCCCAUUUUGACACGUUCGCUGUUCAAACAUGCUGAGCAAUCGUGUAUUAAAAUCGGCGAGAUUAUCGUGCCUUAUAACUUCGAUUUUCGUCUAUAUUUGACCACAAGAUUGUCCAAUCCCCAUUAUACACCGGAGAUAGCGGUAAAAGUGUUGAUAGUCAACUUUGCACUCACUGUUAGCGGUUUUGUGGACCAGAUGCUAUCUCUGGUUACAAUACAAGAGCGCCCUGAUCUCGAGCAGGCAAGGAAUGCGCUUAUUAUGUCGAGCGCGGAAAUGAAACAAGAUCUAGAGAAGAUCGAGGACAGAAUUCUUCACAGAUUCACGGUAUCCGAAGAGUCGACAGUCGAUGACAUUGACCUGAUUCUUAUCCUAGAAGCUUCUAAAGCUAAAAGCGAAGAAAUCAAGGCAAAGGUAAAAGUCGCCGAAACUACGCAAGCAGAUAUUGAUUUAACGAGGUCAUUAUACAUACCAGUAGCAAGUCGAGCACAAAUAUUAUUCUUUUGUAUCGCCGAUCUCCAGCGCAUCGAUACUAUGUACCAAUAUUCUUUAGAAUGGUUCAUCGUUAUAUUCAAUAACAGCAUAUUAAAUACCACAAAAGGGAAAGAGAAUAUCAAUGAAUUACGGAUUACGGAUAUCAACGAGAAUUUCACAUUCACACUGUUCUCAAAUGUAUGUCGCAGUUUGUUCGAGAAACACAAGCUCCUCUUUGGCUUUCUCGUUUGCGCACGUAUUCUCUUGAACGACGGCACAAUCGAUCCAAAAGAAUGGUCACACUUUCUUACGACAACCAUACCGAUACGGGAAUUGCCAAAUCCCGCACCGGAAUGGAUUACUGCACGAUGCUGGAAGGAACUUCAAGCUUUGGAAAACCUCCCAAAAUUCCAUAAAUUUACCUCAUAUUUUCAGCAAUCACUAACUCAAUUUAAAAAUGUAUUCGACACUCACGAAGCGCAUCUGGCAACAUUUCCCGAACCAUGGCAAAUAAAACUCAAUAAUUUUGAAAAACUGCUGGUGCUCAAGUGUUUACGGCCAGACAAGGUCAUCAAUGCGAUACAAAUUUAUCUAACUCAGAAUCUGGGUCAGCAAUUUGUUGAACCGCAAACAGCAGAAUUCUCAGUAAUUUAUAAGGAGGCCUCCAACAUUACACCGAUUGUCUUUAUCUUAUCACCCGGUACUGAUCCCGCCGUGGAACUAAACAAAUUCGCUGACAAGAUGGGUAAGAAAUUAUACUCGAUAUCUCUCGGCCAAGGCCAAGAACUCAGAGCGCAGCUGAUGCUGAAGCAAUCGGCGGAGAUUGGCAAUUGGGUCUUUUUCCAAAAUUGUCACUUAGUACCAAGUUGGAUGCCGAAAUUAGAAUCUCUCGUUGAAACAUUGUCACCCGAAAAUAUACAUCGGGAUUUCCAAUUAUGGCUGACAUCUGCAUCGUCAUCCGAUUUUCCCAUCAGUAUUCUUCAAAAUAGCAGUAAAAUGACGAUAGAAACACCGCGAGGUAUAAAGGCCAACAUGUUCCGCGCGUACUUAACACAAGUGACAGAGAUGCAAGAGUUUCUACAGUCGAACCCGAAAGCUCUGCCAUUCAAGCGGCUUGUAUAUUCGCUUUGUAUGUUCCAUUCAAUACUGCUCGAAAGGCGGAAAUUCGGUCCUUUGGGAUUCAAUGUAUCUUACGAAUUUACAAACGGGGAUUUAGCUAUAUGUAUGUCGCAGCUGUACAUGUAUCUCAUGGAAUACGAUAUUUUACCGUUUAAGGUUCUCAUAUAUACUGCUGGGCAUAUUAACUAUGGUGGACGAAUAACGGAUGAUUGGGAUCGUCGAUGUGUUCUGACACUUCUCCAAGAUUACUAUAAUGCUAAUGUUGUUUCCCCAGACUAUCAAUUUGACCAACAAGGCAUCUACUAUCAGUUACCAGCUACAGCAUCAUUUAACAAUUACCUGGAUUACAUAAAGGGUUUUCCUUUAAACGACGACCCGUCGCUGUUUGGCAUGCAUUCAAACGCUGAUAUAAGCUGUGCGCAGGCGGAAACAUAUGCCUGUCUCGCAACUCUAUUAAGUUUAGAAACAAAAGAGAUCGGUGUUGCAGCUGUAAGUAUCGAGGAGGUGACAACUCAAAUAACCAACGACAUGCUGGCCACAAUACCUGAACAAUUCGAUUUAAUCGCGAUGCAAGAGAGGUACCCUGUAUUGUAUGAGGAAUUAUUUAAUACUGUAUUAUUACAAGAAGCCAAACGGUACAAUGGUUUACUCGAAAUCGUGCAAUCAACGCUGCGAGACCUUUUAAAAGCUUUGAAAGGCUUGGUCGUCAUGUCAAAGCAGUUCGAAUUGAUAGCUAACAGUCUUUUUAAUAAUAAAAUACCAGCGAAUUGGCAAAGCGAGAGUUACCCUUCGUUAAAACCGUUGGGUAAAAAAAUAGCCGCGUGGUACCUCGACUUAAAGGAAAGGAUUAAAUUUAUAAGCGAUUGGCAAGAUAACGGUAUACCGUCAGCAUUUUGGAUGUCAGGGUUCUACUGCCCCCGAGCCUUCCUAACAGGAACGUUACAAAACUUUGCGCGCAAACACGCAGUGUCCAUUGACACAAUCGAUUUUAGCUGCAAGGUUUUAUCUUCCAUACCAACACAAAAACCAACAGAUGGUUGUGUCGUUUACGGUCUUUUCUUGGAGGGCUGUCGGUGGGAUGGAAAAUAUCUAGCAGAAUCCUUACCAAAAGAAUUAUUCACUGAGAUGUCACCGAUACUCUUGCUACCAGAAAUCGAUCACGUAAUACCAUCGUAUGGAAUUUAUAUAUGCCCCGUAUACAAAACUAUUGAGCGUUCUGGAACUCUAACCACAACAGGACAUUCCACAAACUUCGUUCUAACAAUGGAAAUUCCUGCUGACAAGCCACAAUCGCAUUGGAUAAAAAGAGGAGCAGCCAUGAUAUGCGCCCUGGACUAUUAGCAUUCUUAUAUCGUUUUAUUAUGAUUGAUGAGAUGCAACAUUAAUAGUCUUAACUAUGUACGCUGCGAUAAUCAACAACUGCAAAUGUAUCUCUUCAUUGUGAAAUAGUGAAAUUUUAUUAAUAAAAAAUAAACCUUCAUAUUUUUA
This is a messenger RNA of Ooceraea biroi (clonal raider ant), 7619 nucleotides long. RefSeq names its product dynein heavy chain 1, axonemal. Gene Ontology annotation, biological process: microtubule-based movement. Lineage: Eukaryota; Metazoa; Arthropoda; Insecta; Hymenoptera; Formicidae. Gene Ontology annotation, cellular component: dynein complex. The record is from RefSeq and is a predicted model, not a curated record. Gene Ontology annotation, molecular function: ATP binding; dynein light intermediate chain binding; dynein intermediate chain binding.